This is a messenger RNA of Limulus polyphemus (Atlantic horseshoe crab), 5230 nucleotides long. RefSeq names its product pre-B-cell leukemia transcription factor 1-like. Lineage: Eukaryota; Metazoa; Arthropoda; Merostomata; Xiphosura; Limulidae. Bases 411 to 1646 code for a protein of 411 amino acids. The transcript has 9 exons. Gene Ontology annotation, cellular component: nucleus. The record is from RefSeq and is a predicted model, not a curated record. Gene Ontology annotation, molecular function: DNA-binding transcription factor activity, RNA polymerase II-specific; RNA polymerase II cis-regulatory region sequence-specific DNA binding. Gene Ontology annotation, biological process: regulation of transcription by RNA polymerase II; embryonic organ development; neuron development.
UUGUCAUCCAUCACAUCAUAAGGCGGGGCUAGCGUAGAGGGAUUUUCACGCUUAGCAAAGUGAUUGACAGCCAUCUGCGACUGAAAUGUGACUAUGGUAUUCACCUGUGAUUGGCUGAAAUUUUACGAUGACGUAAUUUUCGUCACAACAGACGCUCAUCUUUUAUGGUGAAGUGGCUUGACUGGCAUUAUCGUUCAACCCACCCUGAAGACUCUCGCUGGCCGUCAAAAAGUAUUCCAAUCAAAACACUCAAUCGUAGUUGGUUUACAAUAACGUGUGUAAAACUCGCAGUUUUAUGGAUAGUCGUGCGCCUGUGCUGUGGUGAAACGUUUAUGUUGGAGACAGUGUAUGACCUUCGCUAGACGGACAGCCACGCCGUUGUGUCUGUUCGGUGAGGGUGGUGUUGAAGCAUGGACGAUCAGCAAACAAUGAUGCAUCCCGUUUCUCAGCAUCCUACGGUCGGCAUGGGAGGUCAUGUAGUGCCUCAACAUACUUAUGGUAUGGAUCCUACAAAUCAACAACACACUUCGGAUCAGGAAGUGCGUAAACAUGAUAUUUCCGAAAUUCUUCAACAGAUCAUGAACAUUACGGACCAGAGUCUUGACGAAGCUCAGGCGAGGAAACAUACACUGAAUUGCCAUCGAAUGAAACCAGCACUCUUUAGUGUUCUGUGUGAAAUCAAAGAGAAAACAGUUCUAAGUUUACGUAGCACACAGGAAGAUGAACCACCUGAUCCACAGUUGAUGAGGCUAGACAAUAUGCUAAUAGCUGAAGGAAUCGCCGGUCCGGAAAAAGGUGGAGGCGCUGGUGCAGCGACUAAUGCAUCUGCAGCAGCCUCUGGUGGACCAGGUCAACUUGAACAAACGAUAGAACAUUCAGAUUACAGAGCGAAGUUAUCACAAAUUAGACAGAUUUAUCAUCAAGAGCUUGAAAAAUACGAACAGGCGUGUAGUGAGUUUACAGCCCACGUCAUGAACCUUCUCAGAGAGCAAAGCCGGAAUCGACCAAUCACAUCCAAGGAGAUUGAACGGAUGGUCCAGAUUAUUCACCGGAAGUUUAACUCAAUCCAGGUGCAGCUGAAACAGAGCACGUGUGAAGCAGUAAUGAUCCUCAGGUCGAGGUUUCUAGACGCCAGGAGAAAAAGACGAAAUUUUAGUAAACAAGCCACAGAGAUCCUGAACGAAUAUUUUUAUUCACACCUGAGUAAUCCAUAUCCCAGUGAAGAGGCCAAAGAGGAACUAGCUAGAAAGUGUGGGAUUACUAUGUCUCAGAUUUCUAAUUGGUUUGGUAACAAGCGGAUACGUUACAAGAAGAACAUAGGAAAGGCACAGGAGGAAGCCAAUAUGUACGCGGCCAAGAAAGCCGUAAGUGGUGGUGGUGCUGCUGCAUACGGUAUGGUACCAUCAAGCCAGGGACAGAUGAUCAGUCCGCCUCCACCGCCUGGACCAGUGCCACCUAGUGACGGAAUGUAUAACAUGAGCAUGAACGGUGGUGACUCCUACCAGUCCGUCUCGUCAAUGGGAGCCAAUGUCCAACCACAGGCCCACUCUCAGAGGCAUGUUUUCAACCAGCCAGCAGGGAUGUCGGAAGGGUUGGCUACAGCCAGCCUGUACGAGCCUGGUGUCCACCAGAUCCAAUACGGAUGAAAUGGAGCAAGCGAACACCACCGUCUUUAGUGGGUGCACUUGGAAAGUCAAGCCAGACUCCCAAGUCUUCUGUAUCCACAUCUAUACAUGCGUGUACAGACGUUUUGCUCCUGUUCACUGUGGUCUGUGUUUUUGUUCCUGUUUGGGAUGAACAUAAUUCCAUAUACACAUAGACAAAAAACACAGUCACGUGCACCAAACUUUCGUUCGAGGUCUACAUCAGAACAGAAGAAUAACAAGAGAAAAACUCUUUUUUUUGUGCCAUAUCCAAAAACUGAGGAUUAUUUGACCGAGCUUUUGAUUCCUUAAUUACCUACCGUUGUUUUCAUUCUUUGCUUGUUUGUUUAUUUGUUCCUUUUUUAACUUUCGGAAUCUCAUGUUGAAGAAGAUAAUGAUGAUAAUACUAGAAAAGAAGAUAUAUGUUCCCUUGAGAUUUGCUCAAGGAACACUAAUUAGAAAACCUUAUCUUCAACAUUCAUCCACGAUUAGAGCUUAAUAUUGAUUCGGAAUUUGCGAUCGAACGUGUUUGGAAAAUGAAUUCAUCCCAGUUGGUUUCUGUUCUGGUUGCAUUGAUACAAUUUUUUGGCGGGUAAAAUGCACCAAGACAGUAGAAAAUGGACGCAAAAAUCCGGUUUUUAUACUUGGAAAGUGGCACAUUCGGCAUAUGAGUUCAGAUGUGAAAAGUCAAAAAUGAACAGUAAAGAGACGAUUAAAAUAGCCGUUCAUUCUGUGAAGUUGUGUGAAGAUAUUAAAAUAGUAAAUGACUGUUAGUAAAAUGUAUAAGUAGAGAAACUGAUAAGUAUCGUUAAAAGAGUUUCUUAACAAUUUUGAAAAUUAAAUGUUUUUAUGGAACAUAAUCAAACUAAUUUGAAAAGUCGUAUUCUUGCAAAGUUAAGUUUAAAAAAGCUGGAAACUAAGAAUUAUGGAAAUAUCUUGGAACUUUCACAAAUGAAUCAAGAUUUUCAUCUUACAUUUUUGGACAGUUUUUAAUGUCAGUUUGUGUGGACGUUGGACAUUCUAAGAAAAUUAUCAAUGUCCAAAUGAUUUGGACAUCAUACAGCAAUUAGAAUAAAGCGAAGAUUUCAAAACGUCUAUACAGAUUGGACUUUUAUGUAAGAUAUAGGCUUCGUUUCCAUUUUUCAUCUUUUUUGGUCUCUUGGGACAGAAAGGCUAGGUUUUUUUUCUCUAUAUCGUAAUAUAAAUGGAAAUGUUUUUCUUGCAAAUCUUACAAGAUUAAGACAGUGUGAAAAUUAUUCUGAUUUGAAUGUUAAUUUAUGUCUGAUGUUUAUGAUAUUCACAAUCAAAAACUUAACCGAGUUUUAAAAGUUUGAUCUUUUUCAGUAAUUUUUUACUUCUUACUAGGUUGGAUAUUAUUCUUCAUUUUCAAAGUUUUCAUCAUUCUGUUUUUUUUUUAAUUCAACUUACUUUUAGUGUGAGUUUAACGCAAUAAACACGAUUUACGUAAAUGUUGCAAAAUUAAAAUUUACAUCACGGUAUACAUAAAUUCAAGAUUUCGAUACCUAAACUGAAAUUAUUAUUAAUUUUAAGUCUUGUUGAUGCUGAAAAAUUUGUCACUUACGUUGAGACUGGUUUUUAAUACACCUAAAAUUUACACAAAAUUAUGCUCUUUUCUCGUAAUUGACUUCACCUAGAUUUUUACUUUUUCGAGGAAAAGAAUAAUUUGAUUUUUUCUAUAUAUAUACACACACAUAUAGAUUUCUAUAUAAAUAUGGAAGUAGAAAAAAUUAAUAUUAAUGUUUUUCCUCAGAAAACCUUGAAAUAAAUUUUUAAAAGAUGUCAGUUACCAGAAAAACUAUAGUAAAUGUUGUUGUUUUUUAAUAAUUAGUUCAAUCCAUGUUUUAUAUUUUGUAGAGUAAACCUCGCAUGUUUUUUGGCCCAUAUUUUAAAAGAAAUUAAAUUUCUGAUAAGUGUUUACACAUCAAACAUCAGACUAAAUCCUGAUAGUAACCAAUCUAUUGAGUAAAGUUUCGGAAAAUUUCACCUUUGAAACGAAUUUGUUCUGAAUCAAGUUUCGUAGGGUUGAUGCAACAGAUUUAAUUCACGAAAUCAGUGUCAACUUAGUUUUCAAAAAGUAAUAAAAACUAUAACAACCGAUAUAUAAAUAUAUAUAUGUAUAUAUAAAUAAUACAGGGUGGGGUAAAAGUUACUAUACAGUUGGUACUACACGUUAUCGGAGGUUUCUAAAGAAAAUAUUACGAAACCAAUUAAAACCAAUCUAAUUAUUAUUUGUAUGAAAGUAAUAGGUAGAAAAUGAAGUAUGUUCUGAAGGAAAAAACUGUAUAGCGAUCUUUGCCUCGCCCUGUACAUAAAAGACCAGUCAAGCGUGGCUAUGACUUGAUUUUAAACAGCCAAUAAUCUAGUAUAUGACAUGUGGUAACUGUAUAGCUCAGUGUUUGUGAAGAAGUGUAUACGCAUUUUUGUCCCAAUUGUAUAUUGAACAUUAAAAAAAACAAAAAACAUCAUAAUAAUAAUAGCAAGUUUUUCUUCUAAUUAAUAGGUCGAUGUGCAUAAAGACUUUUCUUGUUUAGAUCAUUAAGUUCUAGCUAACCAUGGCGAAAACGAGGUAUACAGAGCAGACGUUAUAUUUAGAAUGUCUAUACGAUAUGGACAUUUUCAACUGGAAUUUUCUUCGAAGUUCUUUUCUCUUUAUUUUUCAACUAAAGGUACAAAUCGUGUGCAGGUCCCAUAAUGAUAGCAUCAUCUUAGUCUAAAACCAUCAACGUAGUAUAGUAAUUCAUUAUUUUUUUAUUUAUCCGGUGCAUUGUUCAUUACGUUACUACUCCGAAUCAACCAAGUUAUCGAUGGAUGACUUUGUUCAUCUAUCGAAAGCCUCGUGUGUGCUAACAUUUUGCUACAGAACACGGAGGUCAUGAAAUUCAUUAUUUUUUUUUCUAAAAAAAUGUUUUGCUUAGUUUUAUCGUGGCUUCGACUAGUGUAAAAUUUAUAUUUUAGUUUGUUUUUUUAAUAAUAAUUCAAGUAAGGAACCGAAUUGAUUGUUAGUAGAAAUGAAUUAGUUUUUACUUCACUGCCGAAUCGAUAUUGUAAGCCAUUGAUUUUAAAUGACGUAUUUCACUGAAUUAGAAAAACGAAGAAAACGUUAAAAUCUGAAUAACAUUUCAAACGACCUGAACAUACUCGGACGAAUAUAAAUUGAGUAUGUGCUAAUGUGCUAGAAUAACACAAGUGUGAAAGUAUGGGGUUAGAAUGAAUAUUUAGAAAAAAAUUACUUUUGCUAGAGAAGGCAAGAAAUGUUGAAAAAAUAACAGUGAAGUUGAUUCGUACACAUUCAUUAACUGAAACUCAAUCGUGCAAAUUCAAGUAAUUAUAUAGGGCCGCGUAGGGUUUAAAUAGCAUUGUUAUGUGUCGGAGUGAUUUCUUCAGUUAAAGGUAAUAUACUGCAUUUUUAAUAAAUGUGUCGCCAUCAGUGUUUCUGUACAGCAUAGAAAUUUCAAUAUUAUCGUCAGUGGGUGUAUGUAUAAAUGUGAAAUAAAUGUCAAUACUUUACAGGCCCAUCUUUAGGGACUGUCUAGGGAUAACAACUGUCCCAAAUAAAAAGGUUUUGU